This is a messenger RNA of Rotaria sp. Silwood2, 202 nucleotides long. The record is from the annotation of a GenBank genome assembly. NCBI's taxonomy places the organism in Eukaryota, Metazoa, Rotifera, Eurotatoria, Philodinida, Philodinidae.
AUGACAAUGAUUUUUUCUGUAACAGAAAAUGCCCAUGGUAUUUGUUUAACAUUAUCAAGUACAAGAUCUGGUAAUGGUGGAAAAUUUCUUGGAUCUGGUAAACGUUCAUCAACAAUAGUUAUCAUAAAUGAACAAAAAUAUAAAGUACAAAAGGCAAGAAGAACAACAAAAUCCUUCUGUCUCAUCAUCAACAAAUCAAGCU